GUGAUGUCGUUCAUUGGCUACAAGGACACGAUUGGCGAAGGCGACCUGGUGCUGGCGUUUCUCGGCAGAGAUGCGAUCAAGCCGAUCGUGAUAAACAAGGAGGAGACGCUGAACACGAGGUUCGGGUCUUUCCCUCACGCGCAGAUGAUCGGGCUCAAGUACGGGACUCAAAUGGCGAGUAUCAAAGGGUAUGGGUUCAUCCAUCUGCUACAGCCAAGCGCAGAGCUGUGGACGCUGUCGUUGCCGCAUAGAACGCAGAUCGUGUACACGCCAGAUUCGAGCUAUAUAACGCAGAGGCUGGGGAUCACGGCGGGGUCCAGGGUCAUCGAGGCCGGCACAGGGUCUGCGUCGUUCUCUCACGCGCUGGCGAGAACCGUUUCAGCGGAGGGCCAUCUCUUCACCUAUGAGUUCCACGAGCCUAGGUUCCUGGAGGCGAAGAAGGAGUUCGAAGAGCACGGCCUGCUGGGCACGCCGGUGACUAUCAAUCACAGGGAUGUCUGUAAAGACGGCUUUGAAAUCUCCAACUACGACGGGGACGUCAAGGCAACGUCUGUGUUCUUGGACCUUCCGGCGCCAUGGGAAGCCAUUGCGCACCUGUCGCAAGUUAUCAGUCAGGAUGAGAAAGUUGGUAUCUGCUGCUUCAGUCCUUGUAUAGAACAAGUGUCAAAGACCUUGGACGCGCUGAAAGAGUACGGAUGGACAUCCGUACAGAUGGUUGAGAUCCAAGCCCGUAGAUGGGAGGCAAGACAACAGAUGGUGAGACAAGUUGAUGACGCAGUUCUCAGGCUCAAGGAUGUCAAGAGACGUAAGCUAGAAGGGAUCGAGAGAAAGAGGAGGUUCUACGCGGAGCAUGGCCAGCCAAGGGACGAAGACUCAGAGCAGGAGGUUGAAAAGAGAAAGGAACUCGAAAAGGAGGAGACCAAAGUGGACAGGACAGAAUUCAAUCCAUUUGGAAGAGGCUUGAGAAUCAAAGACGGUGAUGAAGCUUUCAAUUGGAUCAAAGUGUCAAAGACAGAGGCCGAGGUGAAAUCUCACACUUCGUACCUGACGUUUGCAUUCAAACAGGCAACUCCAAGUUCAACUACAUAA
Williopsis jadinii is the source of this 1089-nucleotide messenger RNA. It is a transcript of the gene GCD14, whose product is annotated as tRNA 1-methyladenosine methyltransferase subunit GCD14. Gene Ontology annotation, cellular component: nucleus; tRNA (m1A) methyltransferase complex. The transcript has a single exon. NCBI's taxonomy places the organism in Eukaryota, Fungi, Ascomycota, Saccharomycetes, Phaffomycetales, Wickerhamomycetaceae. The coding region runs from base 4 to 1089 and encodes 361 amino acids. Gene Ontology annotation, biological process: tRNA methylation. The record is from RefSeq and is a predicted model, not a curated record.